AUGGAGAAAAACGAAAUCAGAGCUGUCAUAAAGUACUUCUGUUUGAAAAAAAUGUCUACCAAAGACAUACACAGCGACCUAGUGGAAACAUUGGGGGACUCUGCUCCUCCAUAUUCCACAGUUGACUUGGAAACGAGCCUCUUCCCGACGCCGAAGAAAUUCAAGGUGUCAAGUUCGGCAGGAAAGGUUAUGGCGUCCGUUUUUUGGGACGCCGAAGGAAUUAUAAUGGUGGAAUACUUGGAAAAAGGAGCCACUAUUAUAGUCUCUUACUACGCAGACCAAAUAAGAAGAUUGCGGGAGGCCAUCAAACAAAAAAGACGAGGCAAACUCAGAGCUGGAGUGUUGUUUCACCAAGACAACGCACCGUCUCACAAAGCCGCCGUUGCGAUGGCUGCCAUUCAAGAAACGGGAUUCGAAUUGCUCGAACACCCACCCUAUUCGCCAGACCUGGCUCCCAGUGACUUUUACCUCUUUCCUCGGCUCAAGGAAUACCUCCGAGGCAAAAAAUUUGACGACGAUAGCGAGGUGAUGACUGCUGUAGAGGUGUUUUGCGAGGGUCAAGACAACGAAUUUUUUUCAAAGGGAAUUAUGGGUUUAGAAAAAAGAUGGACUAAAUGUAUUGACUCGCUAGGAGACUAUGUAGAGAAAUAA
This is a messenger RNA of Pieris macdunnoughi, 651 nucleotides long. NCBI's taxonomy places the organism in Eukaryota, Metazoa, Arthropoda, Insecta, Lepidoptera, Pieridae. The record is from the annotation of a GenBank genome assembly.